CACUACGGAAGGUGAAGCCCUGCGAAACGGAUGGAAUCUUUGUCGUUUUGUCCUGGAUCAGUUCUGGGCAAGAUAGAUUCGGGAGUAUCUACCGGACUUGACUCGACGGACCAAGUGGCAAGAAGAUGUGAAGCCUAUCCAAGAAGGUGAUGUCGUUUUCAUCGUGGGCGAGGCUAUUCGCAAUCAAUGGCCUCGAGGCAAGGUGUUGAAGGUCAUCCCUGGAAAAGAUGGUCGUACUCGACAAGUGGAUGUUCAGACCGCUACAGGAAUUCUUCGCCGUCCCGUAGCGAAGCUAGCCGUGCUGGACGUACAUCCGAAAGGUAAUCCUGCUGGAUCGGAGCAGCAUUACGGGGAGGGGGAUGUUGCGGGAGGCGUUACAACCGUCAGCGCGGCAGCAGAAAUGGACCACAGGGAUGCUGCAGGUUUGACGGACGGCUUGUCACCCGUUAGCUUUAAUGGUAUGAGUAGAUGAAGAUAGCUCCAAAUGUCAGGUAGAAUAAACAAAAGUGAGAAAUGUGGCUAAUGAAUGGCAUGCAGUUGAAAGUUUCUUACUAAAAUUUGUUAAAACUACUUAAAUUUCUAAUUGGAAAACUAUGAAAUAGGAACCGUGAAUUGUAAUGAAUUUCCUAUUGCUUGUGAGUGAAAAAUGCAGAUUGAUUCCGGAAGAUUGAACUAACUAUUGCAAAAAAUCUACAUUUAUAGGUUAACUUCCAAGCAGAAUUUAUACUCUAACUAUAACUUAAACUACACAUCUAAUACGAUCAACAACGACUACGACUGUAGAUUGACUAGAUGAAUUAUCACAGGACGGUUGUCAGGACGGAAAGAAUUGACUAGAGACACGGAGUUGUGAGUAUUGAUUGAUCAUAGUUCAUUAAGGUCUGUAAAUCAUAAAAAUAUAUCUAUUUUAGCUUUAAAGCUUCUUCCGAAAUAAAUGGAUUCGCUAUUAGAACCGUGAUCGCUAUUCUACGUCUUGGACCGCGCCUACAAACUUUAAAGAACUCCUCUCGAUGAGAACGGUGCUGCUGUAAGUAGUUCAUCUGAUCCCGGAGGUCAUCUAAAGGACAAUCCUAUGAUGCCCACAACUACGCGAGCAGCGGCGGCGAAAGCCAAUGCUGGCAGACCUCAGAGCGUUUGCGAGAAAUGCAAAAAAUCUGACCAUGUAGCAGGAAUGGUAGCUUGCGAUAAGUGUCAUCGUUGGUACCAUCGCACGUGCAUGGAGAUGACUGAGACGCUGGACGGUAAGUGGACAUGCAAGGGCUGCAUCUACACGGUGACCAUAAGUGAUCCUUCGAUGUCCGGAAAAAGCAGUAGCAGUUCCCGGUCGGCACGAGUUCGAUUGCAGCUCAUGCGGCUGGAAGAAGAGAAAAAGGCCCAGGAAAAGGCGCUGGAGGAGAAAGCCGCGAUCGAAAAGAAAUAUCUGGAGGAUAAAUACGCUCUGCUACUCGCUGAGGCAGAGGAGGACGAAGGCAGUCAGAGAAGUCGGCGGAGCCGAGUUAGCCGAAGUAAUCAUUCGGUGCAGCAGUGGAUUCAAGGCUUGGACGGAGCUGCUGGAGGUAAUCCAGUGUCCGUAAAUGACAUCGAAGACAUAUUUCCGCCAGUAUCGAUUGGCACUGGUAUUCCCGUAGCAAGUAGCGGACAAGGUGGAGGAAUGUUGACCAAAUACACCGGAACAUUGCCUAAAGUCCCAUCAAAUCCGACGAAUGAACGAGCGCGCUCCGGAGACAAGCAACCAACAUCUCGACCUGCUAUCGAAUGGGCAACUGAUCACGCUGGUACUGGUGGCAGGGGUUCGGUCGCUGGUGUAAACAAUCCGAUCACAGCGUCCACACCAAUUCGAUCGGCUGAAGCAGUACGAAGUUCCCGUUCGAUGUAUAUCCAACCGCUGUUUACACAACCAGUGUAUACUCAGCCUGCGUGUGCACAAUCAGCAAUGCCUCCACCUAUACUUCCAAAGCUCGUUCCUCGACCGGCUCUACCUACGUUUUUGUUUGCUGAACCACUAUCGAAGCCUCCACCUCCACAAUCACGCGUUUCAUUUCCGUGUAUUAGCGAAGCAUCGUUACUACAAGCAAACGACAAACGGCCGGCGGUAUCAAUAAUCGAUUUGCCUCCGUCGAGUUCAACACCGCAACAACAAACCGAUGUGCAGCUCGAAGAGGCGGCGACUUCACAGCUCCCCUCUGUUUCCCAGUCGUCGCAGGAGCCAGUGAUCCAGCAGCAAGCUAUUGUGCAACCAACACCGACAACACAAGCGUCGGUCAACCCUCUAUUGCCACAACAGUUGCACACACAGCAGCAACAAUCGAGAUCGGCGGCGAGCGUUCGGUUUGAUGAAUGGUCACUUCCACCGUCUGCGCUGCGAGCACCGCUUUCGUAUACCCCACCUCGACCGCCUCCAGUCGAUUUUGAUGCAAUGAGUGAGGAUUCUUCGGUACAUCAAACGAUGUCGUCGCAUCGAUCGCCACAACAACCGGCACAGUCUCACGUUACUCAGCAGCAUCAGAUGCAGGAUCAGCAGGCAAUGUGGGGGUACUUUCAACAGCAGUUGUCUGCCCGGCAGGUUGUGCCCAAGGAGCUCCCAACGUUUACGGGAAAUCCUGAGGAAUGGCCACUUUUCAUAAGCAGCUACCGCAAUUCUACUGCUAUGUGUGGCUAUUCGCAGGCAGAAAAUUUGAUGAGGCUGCAGAAGUGCCUCAGAGGCAAAGCAUUGGAGGCAGUCCGGAGCAAUCUAUUGCUGCCGUCAUCGGUCCCGAAAAUUAUGCAAACGUUGGAAACAUUGUUCGGGAGCCCAGAGCGACUGGUACAGUCGCUGCUUAUCAAGGUUCGUAACGUGCCUACUCCGAAAGCUGAAAGGUUAGAGACGUUGGUAAACUUCGGUCUCGUCGUUCAGAACCUUGUUGGGCAUCUUCAGGCCGCCAAUCAACAUGCCCAUCUGAACAAUCCAACACUUCUACAGGAGUUGGUGGAUAAGUUGCCGCCACAUCUCCGACUAGAUUGGGCGCUUUACAAAAGAAACGCUGGACAAGUAGACUUGGGAUCAUUUUGCGACUACAUGACUGCAAUCACGUCUGCUGCCAGUGAUGUGGCGCAUUUCACCGACUUUGAUGGAGUUCGACCCUGCGGACAGGACAAGCAGAAAAAAGAGAAAGCGUUCGUCAAUGCUCAUGUGUCUGAGCCCCGGAAGCUUGAGCAGCAUGGAAAGAAAGUUGUCACUCAGGACAGGCCGUGUUACGUGUGCCAAAGCGUUAAACACCGAGUCAAAGACUGCAGCAAGUUUAAAUCUUUGUCGCUCGGAGAACGGUUGAAAACUGUUGAAACACACCAGCUUUGCGCAGUCUGCCUAGUGCCUCAUGGAAGAUGGGUCUGCAAGUCAGCGCGAACUUGUGGUAUCGGAGAUUGCACCAAACAACACCAUCCAUCACUUCAUCCAUGUCAGUCGGCCGCCACUAAACCGACCGCUCCUGAAAGUUCAGGAGCUCGUGCAAAAUCCGAUGCCACGAUCAACGUUCAUCGUGGAAACCAAAGCGCGACGAUAUUUCGUGUAAUCCCGGUGGUGCUGUACGGUAAGGAUGCCAAACUGUCGACCUUUGCAUUUCUGGAUGAAGGUUCGUCGUCGACGUUAAUCGACAGAGAAGUUGCCGAUCUGCUGAACCUUGGUGGGACAUCGCAGCCACUUUGUUUAACGUGGACAGGGAAGGUGGCUCGUCACGAAAAAGACUCUCGACUGGUCAGUUUGGAAAUUUCCGGUGAGAACAGCAGCAGAAGUUUCCCGUUGUCCGGUGUCAGCACAGUGAGGCAGCUAGAUCUUCCUGUACAGACUAUGCAGUAUGAAGAAUUAGCUAGAAAGUAUCCCUAUUUGUCCGGGCUUCCGGUGAGAAGCUAUGAGGAAGCCGCGCCGCGUAUCCUGAUUGGACUAGACAAUAUAAAGUUGUCGCUACCCCUCAAGACACGCGGAGGACAGCUAGACGGUCCGGUGGCGGCUAAAACGAGGCUCGGAUGGACGAUCUUCGGGAGCAUCGACAAUGCGAAGGUGGAUUCUUUGUCUCCUGUUUUCCACAUUUGUAAGAGUGCAGAAGAAAGUAGCCUUCACGACCUAGUUAAAGGCUAUUUUGCAACGGAGAAUCUUGGGGUUUCGGUCACGUGUGGUCCAGAAGCUGAAGAAGAUCGCCGAGCAAAGGAAAUUCUGCAACGAACGACGAUCAAGCGUGCCGACGGUCAUUACGAAACUGGAUUGUUAUGGCGGUACGAUAUCAUGGAGCUACCACCUAGCUAUAGUAUGGCUGAGCGUCGACUGAUUUGCCUUGAGACGAAGCUGAGAAAAUAUCCGGAACUACAAGCGAGUUUGGACAAACAGAUUACCGAAUAUCAGAGCAAAGGUUACGCUCACAAAGCAACGGCUGAGGAAUUGGAGUUAAACGAUCCUCUUCGAACGUGGUACCUCCCACUCGGAGUGGUAACAAACCCCAGGAAGCCCGGGAAGGUGAGAAUCAUUUGGGAUGCGGCGGCCAAGGCGCAUGGAGUGUCUCUGAACGAUAUGCUCCUCAAGGGACCGGACCUUCUCACUUCGUUGCCAGCUGUGUUAUGUCGUUUUCGGCAGCGAAAGAUUGCAAUUGCAGGUGACAUCCGCGAGAUGUAUCACCAGCUGAAGAUUAGACGAGAAGAUCGGCAGGUUCAGCGGUUUCUGUACAGAAGUGACACGACGAAGAAACCAGACGUAUUCGUGAUGGACGUGGCCACGUUUGGCUCGACAUGUUCGCCCUGUUCGGCCAACUUUGUCAAGAACAAGAACGCGAUGGAAUGGAAAGACGAUUAUCCAGAAGCGGCGACAGCGGUAGUUGAAAACCACUAUGUGGACGAUUACCUGGAUAGUCGAGAUUCAGAGGACGACAUGGUGAAACUGGCCACGGACGUGCGAAUGAUCCAGGAAAGCGCCGGAUUUGAACUGCGAAACUGGCGAUCCAACUCCAAGAAAGUGCUGCAACUCAUGGGUGAAGAAGUAACGGACCGCAGAAAGGAUUUCAGCGUCGAUAAAGAAAGCCAAAUGGAACGCGUCCUAGGCAUGGUCUGGCUACCCGACGAGGAUGUUUUUGUGUAUUCCGUGAAGUUACCGAAUGAUUCCGACUGCCCAGACUCAACAAACACCAUCACGAAACGAAGUGUCCUUAGAUUCGUAAUGAGUGUGUUUGAUCCGCUUGGACUAAUAUCAAACCUGCUCAUCCAUGGUAAGAUGCUGAUCCAAGACCUUUGGAGGGCUAAGGUUGGAUGGGACGAGGCUAUUCCAGCUGAAAUAUCCAAGCAGUGGGAACGAUGGAUCGCACAGCUUUCCAAACUGGACCAAAUUCGGAUCCCGCGUUGCUAUUUUCCCGGAUACGAUCCGGAUAGUUUCCAAACGAUGCAGUUACAUGUAUUCGUGGAUGCGAGUGAGUCGGCCUUCGCUUGUGUCGCCUACUUUCGGAUCGUCGAUCGCGGCCAGCCAAGAUGUACAUUGGUAGCCUCCAAGGCGAAAGUUGCUCCCUUAAUCUCGAUGUCCGUUCCUAGAUUGGAACUGCAAGCGGCGGUCAUUGGUAGCCGUUUAGCAAAAUCCAUUGCCGAGUACCACACGAUUCCCGUGCGACGCAGAUUUUUCUGGAGCGACUCCACAACAGUCCUAGCGUGGAUAAACUCGGAUACAAGGAGGUAUCGCCAGUAUGUAGCAGUGCGUAUUGGAGAGAUCCUAGAAGAAACGGAACCUGAAGAGUGGCGUUGGAUCGGAACAAAGCUUAACAUUGCAGACGACGCUACAAAAUGGGGAAAGGGUCCCACAAUGCAAAUGGAGAGUCAUUGGUUCACUGGACCUGAUUUUCUGAUCCAGUCGGAGAGCAACUGGCCGCAUCAUCGGCCGUUAUCAACGGGCACUAAAGAAGAACUGCGUGCUAUACAUGUACACCGAACAAUACUAAUACAACCAAUUAUCAAGUAUGACCGGUUUUCUAAGUGGGAACGAAUGCUUCGCGCCAUGGCAUUUGUAUACUCCUUUAUGGAUCGUCUGCGGAAACCCGUUAAGAACGAGACCGAUUCGCAAUUGAAGCAAGAAGACUUGGUACGGGCGGAAAGGACGUUGUGGCGGCUCGCUCAAGCAGAAGCAUACGCUGACGAGAUUGCUGCUCUUGAGCAAAUGAAAACGUCCGAAAACAGCAAACCUUUGAAAUUGGAAAACAGUAGUCCUAUCAAACAACUAUCACCGUUUCUGGAUGAGUUCGGCGUCAUACGCAUGCAAGGUCGAACAGAGGCCUGUGCGCUAGCACCGUAUGAUGCGCGGUUUCCUGUAAUAUUGCCAAAAAACCAUCGGGUAACUGAGCUCUUGGUAGACUGGUACCACAAACGUCUUGGUCACCACAACAGUGAAACCGUGGUGAACGAAAUACGUCAAAGGUAUCACAUUUCGGCUCUUCGGACGAUGGUGCGACAGGUGGCGAAGCAGUGUCAGUGGUGCACUGUGUACAAGGCACAUCCAGUAGUGCCUAGAAUGGCACCUCUUCCAGAAGCCCGCGUGACUCCGUUCGUUCGCCCUUUCUCGUUGGUUGGAAUUGAUUAUUUCGGGCCGUUUUUGAUAAAAAUCGGCCGUAGUCAGGUGAAACGCUGGGUGGCUCUCUUCACAUGUUUGGUGAUUAGAGCAGUACAUCUGGAAGUAGCCGCGUCACUAUCUACGGAAUCCUGUAAGUUAGCUCUGCGGCGGUUCAUCGCGCGGCGAGGUGCACCGACACAAAUCUACACUGACCAUGGAACAAAUUUUGUCGGUGCCAGUCGAGAGCUGGCCGGAGAGAUAGCUGCAAUGAAUCGCGAGUUGUCAGAGACGUUCACCGAUACUAGAACACGCUGGUUCUUCAUCCCGCCGUCCUCCCCGCACAUGGGAGGUGCAUGGGAGAGGAUGGUCAGAGCGGUGAAAAUAGCUAUGGAGUCCAUCAACAAAUCUCGCGCUCCAUCAGAAGAACGAUGGUCAACUCAAGACCAUUGA
Messenger RNA from Aedes albopictus (Asian tiger mosquito), 6997 nucleotides. RefSeq lists its product as uncharacterized. Bases 1073 to 6997 code for a protein of 1974 amino acids. The transcript is spliced from 3 exons. The record is from RefSeq and is a predicted model, not a curated record. Lineage: Eukaryota; Metazoa; Arthropoda; Insecta; Diptera; Culicidae. Gene Ontology annotation, molecular function: nucleic acid binding. Gene Ontology annotation, biological process: DNA integration.